Molecule: messenger RNA, 1674 nt
Organism: Cucurbita moschata (crookneck pumpkin)
Lineage: Eukaryota; Viridiplantae; Streptophyta; Magnoliopsida; Cucurbitales; Cucurbitaceae
Product: nodulation protein H-like
Exons: 6
Coding region: 399-1433 (344 amino acids)
Source: RefSeq, a predicted model, not a curated record
AGGAGAGAGAGAGAGAGAGGCAAGGAUUUGCUCAAAAGGCGAAGAAGAAGAAGAGAAAUAAGGAUCGAAGAGAGUGAGGUUGCAACGGUCGAAGGCUUUUAGGAGAGCCUCAUAAUCAUUUUGUUCUUCACGAGAAACCCUCAAACCCCAUUAAUUUUUUUCCCCUUUUUCUCUGAUUUCUCUUUCUUCCUUGUCCUUUUGUUCUCUAUCUUUUCAUCUCGUUUUUUUAAUUUCUUUUUUUCUCUUCCAUUUCUGUUAUUUGACUGAGGCGCUAACACAGCGAUGGGAGACAAAAAUUCCAGAAGGAAAUUAAAGGGAAAGUCAGAAGGAGGGAUUCCAAGAAGAUUCUGAGCUCCUCAAAUGCCCUUUUCCUUCUUUUCCCUUUUACCUUCUUAACAAUGGCGGAUGAUGCCUCUUCAUUGACCAAGGAAACUUUUAUUUUAAAGGUCCCUAAGAAAUCCCCAUUGAUGCUAAGGAUGAUUGUGUUGGUCUUUGCCAUGGUCUGUGGUGUAUUUAUAUGCACAGUUUGUCUGAAGCAAAUUACGACAAGUACAAAGGUCGGGUUGUUAAGAGUCCAGGUUGUUGACAUGCCGUGUUCGAAGCCUACGAUCGAUCCUUCAGACGUUCCUUUUGUGCACUUUCCUAAACCUACAACAUAUAGCAGGGCUGAAUGCGCUUGCCACCCGGUUCGAUUUUUUGCCAUUUUGUCGAUGCAGAGAUCGGGCAGUGGUUGGUUCGAGACAUUAUUAAAUAACCAUACUAACAUAAGUUCCAACGGAGAGAUAUUCUCGGUUAAAGUUAGGAGAAGUAAUAUAUCAACCAUUGUCGAAACGCUCGAUAAAGUUUACAAUCUGGACUGGUUUAGUAGUGCUUCGAAAAACGAGUGCACAGCAGCUGUUGGCCUUAAGUGGAUGCUUAAUCAGGGGUUGAUGCAGCACCAUGUAGAAAUAGUAGAGUACUUCAAACGUCGUGGCGUUUCAGCUAUCUUCCUAUUCCGACGAAACCUUCUUCGCAGAAUGAUCUCAGUACUCGCAAAUUCAUACGAUCAAGCCGCGAAGCUGUUGAACGGAACCCACAAGUCUCACGUGCAUUCACAUCACGAGGCAGAUAUACUCGCAAAAUACAAGCCUGUAAUUAAUGCCACUCUGUUGAUACCCAAUUUGAGGCAAGUAGAAGAGACAACAGCUAAAGCUUUGGAGUACUUCAAUAGCACCCGACACAUCGUUUUGUAUUACGAAGAUGUAGUUAGGAACCGCACCAAAUUAAGUGAUGUUCAAGACUUUCUGAAGGUUCCACGGAGGAAGUUGAAGAGUCGUCAAGUGAAGAUACACCGAGGUCCAUUGUCGAAUCAAAUCGAGAACUUGGAGCACGUCGAGAAGGCAUUAAAUGGGAGCCAGUAUGAGAGUUUUUUACACGCAGACUUUCGGAAGUAAGUACCCGAACGAAACUCGGGAGGGUGGAGAGCUAAGAAGCUGUAUAUAUAGCAUCAUCAUCUUGUGCCAUACUGCAGGAGGAGGAGGAGGAAUAGAGACAUAUCCUUCCUGUUGCAAUUUUGGAUUUGGCGCAAUGCAUUUUAUUUGUUCUCAGUAACGUUCAGUUCAUUCUUUUAACCUCUUCUAUUCACAUUCCAUUAUUUUUUUACCUUGUAUGAAAUGUAGCCUUUUUUUUUCCCAU